Molecule: messenger RNA, 1997 nt
Organism: Octodon degus (degu)
Lineage: Eukaryota; Metazoa; Chordata; Mammalia; Rodentia; Octodontidae
Gene: Rbm28
Product: RNA binding motif protein 28
Exons: 18
Coding region: 105-1997 (630 amino acids)
Molecular function (GO): RNA binding
Source: RefSeq, a predicted model, not a curated record
UUAAGUGGUUCCCUCGGCGCGGUCGUCCUGUUAAAACCAGCUUCUCGAGUCGCUUGCCCCGGCCUGGGCGCCUGUAGCGUCACGCGCCUCGGUUUCCCGGUCUCAUGGCGGGCCUGACCCUGUUUGUGCGCCACCUCCCGCCUUCGGCCCGCAGCGAGCAGCUGGAGGAGCUGUUCAGUCAGGUGGGGCCGGUGAAGCAGUGCUUCGUGGUGACUGAGAAAGGGAGUAAGGUAUGUCGAGGCUUUGGCUAUGUUACUUUCUCCAUGGCCGAAGAUGUUCAGAGGGCCCUCAAGGAGAUCACUACCUUUGAAGGUUGCAAGAUCAACAUCACUGUUGCCAAGAAAAAAGUGAGGAACAAAUCCAAGGAAAGUAAAAGACUAAAAAGAUUUAGACUCUUGCUGAAGAAGAACUUAAGUAGCUGGUGUUUCAUGUUUUUUUGCUGUGAUAUUUUUUUCUUUUUUCACUUUUGGCUUCAGUGUUCAGAAGAUGACUUGAAAAUGGUAUUUACUCAAUUUGGAACUGUACUAGAAGUGAACAUUCCAAGAAAGCCAGAUGGAAAGAUGCGUGGUUUUGCUUUUGUUCAGUUCAAAAAUCUCUUAGAAGCAGGAAGAGCUCUCAAAGACAUGAACAUGAAAGACAUAAAAGAUGUGCAAAUCUCAAAGACAAAGAAGAGGAAAUUACCCUCUGAUGUGAAUGAAGGGAAAACUGUUUUUAUCAGAAACCUGUCCUUUGACUCAGAGGAAGAAGAACUUGGGGAGCUCCUCCAGCAGUUUGGAGAUCUUAAAUAUGUCCGCAUUGUCUUGCAUCCAGACACAGAGCAUUCUAAAGGUUGUGCAUUUGUCCAAUUCAUGACUCAAGAAGCUGCUCAGAAAUGCCUCGCUGCUGCUUCUCCAGAGACUGAGGGUGGUGGGCUUAAACUGGAUGGCCGGCAGCUCAAGGUUGACUUGGCUGUGACCCGUGAUGAGGCUGCAAAACUUCAGACAAAGAAAGUGAAGAAGCCCACUGGGACCCGGAACCUUUAUCUGGCUCGAGAAGGCUUGAUCCGUGCUGGAACUAAGGCUGCUGAGGGUGUGAGUGCUGCUGAUAUGGCCAAACGAGAACGUUUUGAGCUACUGAAGCAUCAGAAGCUUAAGGACCAGAAUAUCUUUGUCUCCCAGACCAGGCUCUGCCUGCACAAUCUUCCCAAGGCUGUGGAUGACAAACAGCUGAGAAAGCUGCUGCUGAAUGCCACUAGGGGGGAGAAGGGAGUACGCAUCAAGGAGUGCAGGGUGAUGCGAGACCUUAAAGGAGUUCAUGGGAACAUGAAGGGGCAGUCCCUGGGCUAUGCCUUUGCUGAGUUCCAGGAGCACGAGCAUGCCCUGAGAGCCCUCCGCCACAUCAAUAACAACCCAGAAAUCUUUGGGCCUCUUAAGAGACCAAUAGUGGAGUUCUCUUUGGAAGAUCGAAGGAAACUUAAAAUGAAGGAAAUGAGGAUCCAGCGCAGCCUGCAAAAAAUGAAAUUGAAGCCUGCAACCGGUGAGCCUCAAAAGCAGAAGAAAGCACCCAUAAAAGAGAAGCAACAGAAGGCAGCUCAAAACUACUCACAGGAUCAAAACAAGGCUCCCCCAGGGCAGAAGGGGAAGGUGGGCUCCACCUCAUGGGCAGGGUUCCAGACCAAGGCUGAAGUAGAACAGGUGGAACUGCCCNAUGGAAAGAAGAGAAGGAAGGUCCUGGCGCUCCCCUCUCAUCGAGGACCCAAAAUUAGAUUGCGAGACAAAGGCAAAGUGAAGUCCCUCCCUCCUAAGAAGCCUAAGCCCCAGAUAAAGCAGUGGAAGCAAGAGAAACAGCAGCUUCAGCAACAGAUCAGAAAACACAGCCAGGGCUUUGUUUCCAGAAAGUUCAGUGUGUGGCCCAAGUGCACCUUGACCAUUGUCACCCAAGGCUCUAUGGAUGUUCCUAACCAGUUGGAAAAACUGCCCAUGUGGUUCCCUGAGUUGGACGGCAGCGUGAAGGAGUGA